Lymnaea stagnalis (great pond snail) is the source of this 10187-nucleotide messenger RNA. The record is from the annotation of a GenBank genome assembly. NCBI's taxonomy places the organism in Eukaryota, Metazoa, Mollusca, Gastropoda, Lymnaeidae.
CCGAAACUACAAGAUUCAAACAUGGCAUCAUUACCAGAGGGUAUCCAACUGAGCAAGGUAUGUAAAUUGGUUUUUAAAUUUGAAAUUUAAGCAUGUGUAUAUACAAUUUUUGAAGAGUUCAUGUUUGAUGAGUUCCGGCAUGCAUUUUGCUAUUUAUUACUUCAAAUUAGUGGUCUCUACGUGGCCGCCAAAAAUCUAUGAAUCAUUAAAAGUUAGUAAAAGCUUUGAAAGAAAAAAGGAGCAUGUUAAUUAAUGUUAAUAAUUGAUAAGUUCGUUGUGUGGAAAUCGAAACAGAAACUUAUACAAAGUGAACACGAAUUAUUAAAAUAAAGGAUAACUUUAAACUAUAUAUUUUGAGAAGUAGAGAUUUUUAAAUAGUUUUCAUAUUUAAUGUUUGAGUUGCAAUUUCAUUCAUGACAUAAAAAAUGUCGCUAACUAGGCCUAAUUUGGGGAAAAUUAAGUUUUAUUUUUUUUUCCUUUCCAAAAAAUUACCCUAUUCAACAGAGCUUUUUAAAAUAUUUUUUUAACCAAUAUAUCGUGGUAAGGGCACUUUCCUUCUAUAUGAAUGUGGUCGUGAUCUGAAUACCCUAGAGAACCUGUAUACUAGAGCUACUGAGCUUAGAAAUUCAGCGCAGUGAACUAGAGGGAAAUUUUUACAGUUCUAAAUCUUAUAUUCUUAAAGUGUAUCAAGGGAGAGAAAUCCAACUAACCACCUGACUCCCUCGACCCAGAAUUCAGGAGCUGUAACUCAGUAACUCCGUGUCAUCAACUCAGACGCGAACAUAUAGGUCAGCAUGAAGUGAAGAAGAAUAAAUCGACCGAAAGAGAGGGUCACUUGUGACGACACACAAUUAUGCUGCAAUCUGACAAACCUUAUGGAUUUGCGAGUGGAAAGAAAGUCUCUAAAAAUAUACAGUGAAACUUUAAAUAGCGGGCCUUGAGGUAGCUCUGUCUCAGGCAAUGCGAAAGUCAUCUCCGGCAUGGAUCACUAUCUUAACCCCACCCCUUUUUUAAAUGAGCGCAAAUCCUUUCAAAAAUGAAAGGGUCAAAGGUUUCUGUGGGACAAAAUCGUGUUUUUCCUUGAGAAUAUCACAAGUCAUGGCGCGCUGUCACCGCGUUAUAUCACGAAUAGGGUUUGACACAAACCUUCUGCUUUGCCAUUCACUCUGUUACUGCGCGUGUGAAAAUCCGUAUGAACGUGUGUUGCAAGUCUAUUGUCGGCAGAUUUGCCAUGCGAAUGAGAAAUACGAAUGAACGGUGGGUACUGUGUGCAAAAUUUUGAAACGCUUAGAGACGUUAAGACGAUCAAAUGGAGACAAUGGAUUUAUGGGCAUGCUUAUAUAGGUCUACAUAAUAUAUAUCGUUUAGACGUUCAUAACAGAUUUAUCAAAACCCGAAGGCCAAGUGUUCUCGUAUGUGUGUAUAAACCGAAUGAAGAAUACUUAGCACAAUAACAAUCUCGCUUAGUCUCAUAAUUGUUAUUAUGUGGGUUAUAAAGCCUAACUACCUGUAAAUAUGUGCAUUAGCCCCCCCCCUCCCCACUAAUUUCUUUUUAUUUUCAAAGUGAAUAUGUCUUCUUUGUUUCAAAUUAUUUUUCAUCACAAUUCUGGCUGAAGUUGCGAAUCUCUAAAAAUAACAGCCCCUUUACUUUAAUUCCAUCGGUUGUGUUAUUUAUAGGUUUCAAUGUAAGCUACAAAGAUUGUUUUUAAUAACAGUGUAAAAUAGGCAGUAUAGUUUUAAAUGUUAUAAAACUUUUGUUUUUCUAAAUACAAAUUACAUCAAUCAAUUUCAAUAACAAUCGGAAGGUUAAGAAGCUCAAUAAAAACUUAGCUCAAAUUCUUAUUAUUGAUAUUAUUUUGCCGGACGGCGUUGUUUCAAGCUGUAUCUGUGCAUCCAACAUCUGGUGGGUCGAAUUGUUUGACGUGUUGGGGCUGUAGUAUGCGGGUUGGCCAUAUUCCUGCUUUAAGACUUGCACACACACCAUGUUGACAUGUGUCAUCUGGUCAUAAACAGCCAGACACUGGAGUCCUUUAAAACCGAUUUAAAAACACAUCUAUUUCGCAAACACCUUCUGGGGUGAUGCUAUCUACCGUCUUUUUUCAGUUAAUGUACAUCGCCUUGUGUUGCUUAUGGUUGAAAUGGGAUGAAAGAUUUUGACUGGGUAUGCUCGUAUGUAUCUUUAUAUUGUUGCGUCUGUUUUUUAAAUGUGGUAAAUUUUAGGUUGUUUUUAUUUCUCUUUUUAAUAUGGUUGACUUUGUACCGCGCUUCGAACUUUUGGGGAUGAAGCGUGUUUUUCAAAAACUUGAUUAUUAUUAUAAAUUUUGCCUGUAAAGUAAAAACUGUUUUAAAAAGUUUUUGACAAAAAUUUCAGACAAAGCUGUCAGUGCUGUCAUCCGUGACGUCCCCGGUCUUACUAACGCCCCCCCCCCCAAUCUUGCUACCACACCAAGCCCCGACCCUGUUAGUUAGACAAUUGAAACCCCACAUCUUGUCAACCAUUGAGCUUUAUUAAUUAUAAAUUGUUCUCUAGAUGUAGCCUGUCUAAAGUUGAACAGUUUUGAAUGAGAAAUAGAAAUGUAAUUCAGUCAGCAUAUGUGAUAUUUUUAUUAUUACACUAAUAUUUUUUCUCAUAUUCUGUCUAUUUCCAGAUUAAUCCUAAAUAUUUACACACAAAUUCAACCAGUCAUGUAUGGGCUUUUGGAGCUUUUGCAGAAUUAAUUGGUAAAAAAAAAUAGCCUGUCUUUUCAUUACUAAAUCACAGAGAUGUUUUUGAGGCAGGAAUUGGAUUAUAGAAUACACAUCACAAUAACAAUCGUAUCAAAUAUCCCUUUCUCUUUUUAGGGAAAACAAAUUUGAAUUUCAAGUAAAAUUAAAAUUAUAUCGUGUUGAUUAGUUUUAUUGGAUUGGGCGCUAUAAUAUGAAUUUUGAAGUUUCAAAUAUGAAACUAAUUUAAAUAUAAAAGUCUUUUGAAAAUUUGUAAUUUACUUCCCAAUACAUUAUUUUUGUGUGUCAUGUUUUUGUAUUACACACAACUUUAAAAAUCUCAUGUUGUGCACCUGACUACAGAUAAUGCUUCAUUUUUUUUUCUACAGACAAUGCCUAUGAUCCUGAUGUUGGAGCAUCCAGUCUGAUAAUAGAUAUGCAAGAAGUAGGAAAUAUGCCUUGUCUAAUUUUUUUGGAUAAUGGAGCAGGCAUGGACAAAGAAAAAUUAAUAAAGAUGCUAAGGUUUAAAAAAAAACUAUUUAUCAUGUGUUAUAAAUUAAUAAAACACAAGAACAUUUUUAACUUGAAUCAAGAUACAAGAGACAACUUUAAAAAAAACCCACAUAAAUAACAGAAACAAAAACUAAACAAUAAAAUGAGUCCAAUAAAUACUGAGGAAACCCUGUGCAUGCCUUCCCUCUUUGAUUCAAGAUUUUAAAUAUUUUGUGCUUUAUUUAUACCAAUCAAAUCAGGGUGUCACGGGCUGAUAAUAUGAUUUUCAUCUUUCAAUAUUCACCGCUAUACUCACAGCUGAUAACUUUCAAAUCAUAUUGUUGCAAUUGAUUGUUUUAGAUAUCAAUAACAUUUGAAAAACAUUUAUUGAUAUCAUUAUGUAAUGUCUGAAUAUUACAAGUGCUGAAACUUAUCAAUAAAAAGAAAAUUCCUUUCAAUUCCAGAUUCUCUUUUGCCUUAAGCAAUGUAAAAUGUUCACUCUUUCAUCCCCUUCAUUAGAAAGCCUACAUAAAGCAAAACUUCUCAAUAAAUGUACACAUCAAUAAUUAUUCAGCAUUGGCUCACUAAAACAGCUUUAUCUACGACACCUGACGCCAAGUUUAAGUUGCUUAAAUGAAGUGAUUUUUCAUAACUGAUGUUUGCUGUUAGCUGUACAAAUAACUGAAAUAAUUUGUUAUAAGCACACAAAAUUUAAGCUAAUAUUGACAUAUCAAGUGGAGGGUACAUAAGACUGAAGUCAAAACAUUUUGCAUGUUAUAAAACCCUUUCUUACAGCCUACUCACCUACUAAUGCAAUCAAUAAUGAUACUUGCUCACAUUAAUUACACCAUUUUUUUUAUUGCCUGUUUAAAAUGUGGUGUGAGAAGGCAAUUUAUGGGGUGGCAAAGAAGAAUGUAGGCCUAUAUUGCGAUUUUUUUUUUUUAAAUUUUAAAAUGAUUUGCUACUUUUGUGGAGGAUGUGAGACUAAGUAAAAUAAUUUGUGUCAUUGAGAAGGCAAUUUAUGGGGUGGCAAAGAAGAAUGUAGGCCUAUAUUGCGAUUUUUUUUUUUUUUUUAAAUUUUAAAAUGAUUUGCUACUUUUGUGGAGGAUGUGAGACUAAGUAAAAUAAUUUGUGUCAAAUAUUUUUCCUCAUGUCAAUAGCUGGCUUUGAUAAAUAUUAAUUUUAAAAAAUAAAAUAAACUUGAUUUAGUCAGUUUUUAAUUUGCCUCUCUUCCAAAACAAAAAAACAAACAUUGGGUCAUCAAUCAUUGAUUUCACAUUUAUUCCUGACCUGCAUGAAUCCUUUUCUUUUCCAUUUCGAUCUUCUUUGCCCGAUUUUCGAGUACUAAAACUUUUUAUACACUAUUUAUUUCUAUACAGGGAUACCUAUUUAAUUUUUUUUUUAAUGAUACUGAAUUUUACUUUUAUAUUUUGUUUGUUAAUACUUAGAACAUAUCAAAUCAUGUAAAUUAAUCAAGUUUACUUUAUUUUUCAGCUUUGGAUUCUGUGAUAAAGGCAUCUAUAACAGAAGAGAAUCACACAAACCUGUUGGCUUAUAUGGCAAUGGUUUCAAAUCUGGCUCCAUGCGCUUAGGAAAAGAUGCACUGGUAUUUUCAAGAUGUGAAAAAAGUGCUUGUGUUGGAUUCCUGUCUCAAACCUACCUUGAGGCAAUAGGAGCUGACUCAAUUAUUGUACCCAUACUAGAGUAUAGUCUGCCUGAUUAUAUCCUUUGUCAGAUUUUGUUCCCUACACAGAAGUUGUUACUAUUAUUAUUUUUUCUUGUUUUUUUAUAUUUUUUGUUACAACAAUAUCUUCAUUUCAUCAAGUACAAUAAAUGUUAAAAGGUUUUUAUUUUGAAAUAUAUUAAAUUUUAGAUGUCUAUAAUCCAAUUUUUUCCAAACUUUUCAUGUUGGCUACAUACUUUUUCAACAUAAAUCAAUUUGUGAGUCAGUAGGUCGGUUUUACCAGUAUAGUUUUCACUGGAUAGCUUUUAAAGUUUUCUUUAAAAAUUUUGAGUCCAUUUUUUCACAAAUAUUUGCAAAAUAAUCUUGAACUCUGGUUUUGAUAUAAAUAAUUUACCAAAUGCACCACUUUGUCAAUAAUUUUUCUUAAUCUGUUUCUAAUUAUUUUUACGCUUAAAUGCAUGAUAGUUGAUAGGGUAAGGAUACUUUUCAUGUGACAGACCUAAACCCUGCUGGCGACACACUGCUGUGUCGCAACACCUAGUUUGGAACGCACUGUUAUAAUCCAAGACUGGCCUAAUUAUAUUUCCUAAUAUUCUUAUGUUAUAUCAUAUAAUUAUACUUUUUUUCCUGGGAAUGCCAGACAUUUUUAUCAUACAGAGAAAGGAGGUAUAAAUUGGAUGAAACAAAAAAAUAGGGCAACAGAAGAGAAUUAUUCAGUAAUUUUUAAUUUGCUUAUGAAAGAGAAAUCUUUCAGAUAUUUUUAAUUGUGUUUAAUGAGAUACAUUGUAAAAGGCUUUAAAGGUUUAUUGAUAACUAUUAUAUUUUUAUAUCAUCUUUAUAUAGUAAAACAAAGCAUUUUUUUUUUUUACUGUAGUAAAGAGACUUUUUUCUCAAAUGGAUUUAUUUGGCUACAUAUUAGUAUACAAAAUCAAUAAUUUUGAAAGCCACCCCCCCCACACCCACUUUUUUCCUCCUCUCCCAUAAAUUGAUUGGUCAUCAAUAAUUAAUUUCUUCUAUAUCUUAAGGGCCCACGAUCAAUUUAUUGAUCAUUUUGGCUCCUAUGCAUGUAGAUGGGAUUUGCAAUGUUUCUGUUACUGGUGUUGAUGAGGAAAUCUUUUACUUUAGAUAGGCUACAUCUAGAGAACAAUUUAUAAUUAAUAAAGCUCAAUGGUUGACACGCAUAGCUUCUUCCUUCUAUCUUCUUUGCACUGAUUUCAAGUCUUCUAGUGAACUAGUAGUCUACUAUAUCUUACCCUCACUUUUUCACAACUUUGUGAUCUUUUGUGAUACUGUGUCAAUGGAACUUGUUGUUUUAUAUCUACAAGAGAUGCAGUUAAUAAAUAAUUUAAAUCUACCAAUGUGAUACGAUGUUGUGAAAGAAAUAUGAGCACCUUAACACAAUUAUACUAAAACGCAACAACAAUCGUCAGUGUCACAACAACCUUGAAGCUAUUUUGCAGUACUCAGAGUUUAAAAGUGAGGCGUCAUUAAAAGCAGAACUGAAUGCAUUGAAAUCUUCAGUGACUGGAACCAAAAUCAUUAUCUUCAAUCUCCAUAGGUAAAUUUUAGAUUUAGUAUUUUAUAGAUUAGGGAAAUUUAAAUAACUUCCUCACAUAAAAUGUAUCUUUAAAGUUUAGAAUUGGUUUCCAAAUUUAUCUUUAAAUUAAGUUUAAAAUAAGUAAUUUUGACAGUUUUCUUUAACACAUUUCAGUAAUAACAUUGAAAUAAAAAAUUUUCAUGCAUAUGUGCCUCAUAAACUUUCUGAAAUAAUAAUAGAUUUGUCUCUUGACCUAUGGUGCAGCUGAUCUGAUAUGAUGUGUUUUAAAAUUUAUAAUUAUUUGAGAUAGUUACAAUAUGGAAUUCAAUUAAUGAUUUAAAAAAUUCAAAUAUGCAAUUUCUAUUUUCAAAUAUUCUAGUAUAUUUAUGAUCUUUAUUAAGAAACAAUAAUUUUUCAAAUCUAACUGGUCAAAACUGCACUGUAACCUUUAUUAUGUGAAACCCACUUAAGACUCUUAAGAAUAAAUCAGACCCCCUAGUGGCCAUCUUGCAUCCCUGUUUACUGUAAAAUAUAUUCUAAUAAGUAAAAAGUAAUCUGAAAAUGUGUCUUUCAAAAAUGUGGUUAUUCUUUGCUAUGGACCAUGGAUGUUUACCAGGACAUUCAUGUGUUGUACCUGGACAUUCAUGUGUUCAGAAAAGGAGAUUCAUUAAGACUCAUUCAAAUUAAAAUUUAAAAUAAAGCUUAAAAUAAUAUUCUUUAUUCUCAUUAUCUGAAGGCUUCUUAUUUCUAUAAUGGUCUUUUUUAAAAAAUAAAUUCUUCUAAUUAUAGAUUACAAAGUGGUAAAGGAGAACUUGAUUUCCAAAGUGACCGUAAAGAUAUUAGAUGUCCAGAUCCCUAUAUGGAAGAUACAACUAAUUUUGAUAAUCGACCUAUAAAUGACACACCUGAGUAUAAGAUCUCACUAAGAGUAAGUCUUUGUAAAUAAUUUGAUUAAUUCCUGUUUAAGCUUAUAAAGUUCUUAUCUUAAGUAAACACAAUAGCCAUCUUAUAUGAUAAAGUGAUGCAAUCAUUUUUCAGGUGUACUGCAGUAUUUUGUAUCUGCGUCCAAGAAUGAAAAUAAUCAUAAGAGGACAUCCUGUUAAGUCAAAAUAUAUUUCCAAAAGGUUGUGUCAAACAGAGGACAGUAAAUAUAAACCAUCUUGGAUGGUAAGUUCCAUAUCUAAUUGUAUUGUGGGGGAUGAAAUAGUUUUAAUCUAUAGUAAAUGAUAAAAACUACAUAAAGAAACCACACCAAAAUGUAGCAAGUAAAAACUAGGAAAAAAUAUGUUUUUAAAUUUUUAAAACUUUCAGUUAAGAUAAAAUUGUAUUAUGAAUUAAUUAUGGCUUCGAUUUUUUUUUAAAUUAGUGCGAAUGUCCCAUAUUAAUACAGUGAAGGAUUUAAAUUUCAAAAAAUGAAUGACCAAUUAAUUAUGUAAUGGAAAAAUACCUUCAGUUAAACUUCUUGUUAGUGGAAUUAAAUAUAUCAGUUUGUAUAUUUUUAGAAACGAAAUGACAAACCUAUUGACAUAAAAAUUGGAUUCUCAUGUGAAAAAGAAAGGAAAGAAAACUACGGCCUAAUGCUUUAUCACAAGAACAGGUUGAUGAGAGCCUAUGAGAGGGUGGGAUACCAGAGACAGGUAGUAUUGUAAAUAAUGUAUGUUUAUCAUAAUUAUUGAAUCUAAGAGUAGAAACUAGUACUGAGAGCAAAACAUUUCUGAAUUGAAAUUAACAAUUUUACCUUGUUUAUAUUUUAAAAAUCAAUCCAUUAUACAAAUAUUUUUUUUGUCUCACCAGGCCAAUGAAAGAGGUGUAGGAGUGAUAGGUGUUGUAGAGCUGGACUUCAUCACACCAACACACAACAAACAGGACUUUAACAGAGAUAACCACUUCAAGUAUUAUUAAGAUCUUAUGCAUAGUUUUCAAAAUGUAUAAGCCAAAUUAUCUGUGUCAAAGUACUGCUUCAGAGCUCCAUGGGUUUUUAAUUAGUUUUUUAAAAUUUAUUAUUUUAUCUCUAUUUAAAUAUAAUAAUUGUUAUCAACAUAUCAUACCAUAAUUAACUACUAUCAAUGUCAUGCAUGCUAACAAAUUGACUUCCAGUGUUUAAAUGGCAUCACAACAAGACAGAAUAAACAUCUUUGACACUUUGUCCUCAGUUCAAUUAUGGCAGGACUAGCUGGAAAAUUAAAUGCUUACUGGAAUAGCCAAAAGGAAACACAAAAUAUUGAUGUAGGGUAAGUAUUUAUAAACAUUUAUUAAAAAAUUGUUCUGUGUACAAUAUUCUCCAUUAAUGUUAUCUUUACUAUUACAUGUAAGACAUUGAAAUUCUAUUUCAUGAACUUAUUCUAUAUUAUUACAACAAAAGCUAAGCCAAAUGAUGCAUUGACGCCUAAUUUUACAUUUAAUAUUUGUCACUUCUGCAGGAGCUGUAUUUUCAAAUAUUUUUCUUGCAACUCAUUUUUUAAAAAUAUAGCAACUAAAAAAGUAGACAAAAAACUAUAUUUUUGCUUUCAAUUGGAGAAUAUGGUUAAGAAUAUGGGAUCUUACUUGAUUUGGAGUUGUUCAAGUUUUUGCCACUAGACAAAGACAGAUUCAAAAGUUUGGUUAAAGAGAAAAAAAAUUAAUUUAAAAUAACAAAUAAGGGAAGAUGUGUGUAAUGGCCAGUCUGGUGUUGAGGAUGUGGGUUUGGCAGAAGCAUUAAAAAUAUGAACGUUGGUAACUAGAAGGGAAAAAGAAAAUAAUCAGAAGUGGGUCAAAUAAAGAAAUAUUUAGUUUUAAAUUAUUUUAUUUUUACACUAUACUGGUAAUACAACUUCACUCUUUCUUUAGCAAUUAUUGUCCACCUUUAUUUUGGCCAUUAUUACUCAAUUGAGUUUUCUUGAUUAAACUCAGCAAACUUCCUGACUGGACCUGGGCACAGUGUGACAACUGUUUAAUGUGGCGACGCUUGCUUCCUGGAACAGAUGGUGAUUCUCUGCCAAAACAAUGGUUCUGUCGUAUGAAUAAAGAUGCACAGUAUAAGUAGGUCAUUUGUUUGAACACCUAUUCAUGCAAUUAUUUUAUAUAAGAUAAGUGCUGGGCCUUAUAAUAAGAAAACUGAAAUUAAUGGUGAAUAUUUAAAAAAAAUACUUUUGAAAUUAAACAAUAGGAUAAUAUUUUAGGCUAAAAAGUACAGACAGGAUACUAUGUAUGAUAAUCUCUUCAUGAACUCAAAUUCUGCCAAUUUAAAUUAAUUAAAAUUGUUUGUUGUUUGCAUGUUUCUUUUUAUUCUUUUGUGUUAAGCCGUUGUUUUGAGGAUGAGGAAUCAGAUGCGCCUGUUGACACUCCAAGACGAAAGUAAGUAACUAGAUAAAACAUACUGAAUUCGUUAUUUUAUUUUAAAGGAAAAAAGAAUACAGAGUUGUAUUUUAAUUUUUUUUUUUAAAUGCUAAAAUAAUAAAGUGUCUUGGUAAAAUAAAUAAUUUAAAGUAGCUAAUACCUCUUCUGUAUCAGACUUUGCUUUUUUUUUUUUAUCUCCCUUAUUAAGCCUGACACUUGGCUGUUACAGUUUAAUUUAAUGAACUUAAAGCCCAGUUGACAACCACUGAAUAAUUUAUGCGCACCUUAUUUAGUGCAUAGAAUUAUUGUAACAAACAAGUUGUAUACUCUGGUACCAGAUAAUUCACAUGACAUAACAUCCUGGUAGGCCUACAAACAUCCUUCACAAUAAUAUGUUGUUAUUUCAGGAGAACCAAUAAGAAACGUAACACAGAGCCUCUGUCAGAGGUAAGAUAA